Drosophila grimshawi is the source of this 519-nucleotide messenger RNA. Its product is annotated as mitochondrial translation release factor in rescue. The coding region runs from base 1 to 447 and encodes 148 amino acids. Gene Ontology annotation, molecular function: translation release factor activity. Lineage: Eukaryota; Metazoa; Arthropoda; Insecta; Diptera; Drosophilidae. Gene Ontology annotation, biological process: translational termination. The transcript has a single exon. Gene Ontology annotation, cellular component: mitochondrion. The record is from RefSeq and is a predicted model, not a curated record.
AUGCUGCAAUUGCGAUCUUUGGCUGCUGUUCUCUCCAGCAGCCUGUGCCACCGUCUGGCCUCCAAUAAUGCUCAUUUGGAUUAUUCCCGAUAUCCAAGUCUCCAGGAAUCUGACAUCGAGGAAACGCUUAUGCGCGGCAGCGGUCCCGGCGGACAAGCGGUGAACAAAACCAACAACUGUGUCUUCCUGCGACAUCUGCCCACUGGCCUAACCGUCAAGUGUCAUCUGCACCGUUUGGCCUCCAAGAAUCGCAUAGAGGCACGCAAAAUACUGUUGGACAAGCUCGACGCCCACCUAAAUGGAGAACAGUCGAUUGCAGCACAGUUGAAAGUAUUUGAUCAGAAGAAAUCCUCGGAGCGCAAGCGUCGCCAGGGCAAACUGCAGGAGAUGAAAAAGAUGUGGCAGAGUCGUGAAAUGUCAAAUGUUGACGGGGAGACUGAAAAGUGAAAGAGAUUUGUGUGCAUGGUAAAAAGAUUUGUUUAUUAAAGCUCAGAGCUACCAACUGGAGAAAUUGCUGAA